AUGAGCAACCUGUGCAAAAUGUCUCACAGUGGUGCAAAGAAAAGGAGAUUAGAUAAAAAUACUCAGGAUAACCUGUAUUUCGACAGUUAUUCUGAUGUGACCAUCCACGAAGAGAUGAUCGCAGACACUGUUCGGACUAACACAUACAGGAUGGCCAUUCUGAAAAACAGUAAGGCGAUCGAGGGGAAAGUUGUACUGGAUGUCGGUGCAGGCACUGGAGUCCUAAGUAUAUUUUGUGUACAAGCCGGGGCCAGAAAAGUCUAUGCAGUUGAGGCAAGUUCAAUUGCCGAUCAAGCUGUUAGAAUCGUAAAACUAAAUAAGAUGGAGGACAGAGUCGAUGUCAUUAAGGGUAGACUGGAGACAAUCGAUCUGCCUGAGCAGGUAGACGUGAUAGUCAGCGAAUGGAUGGGCUAUGCGCUGCUUCACGAAUCUAUGCUAAAUUCAGUCAUCUUUGCUCGAGACAAGUGGCUGAAACCUGGUGGCCUUAUUUUACCAUGCAAAGCAGAGCUGUACGUCGCACCCAUUAACGAUUUGGUCGUGGAAGACCGUUUGAAUUUUUGGAGCACUGUCAAGGACCAGUAUGACGUGGAUAUGUCGUGCAUGUCUGACUUUGCAAAGAAGUGCAUCAUGAAUAAGGACAUAACCGUAAACCUGGUGACGGUUGAAGAUGUCCUCUCCCAUCCCUCAAAGUUUGCUGAAUUGGACCUACACACUGUGACGCUAGAGCAACUGAAAUCUGUACGCGGGCAGUUCCACUGUGAGUGUUUCGGCUCGUCGUCCGUGAACGCCCUCUGCGUUUGGUUCACAGUAACAUUCCCAAGUGAGGAGAAGCCCCUGGUACUAUCCACGUCUCCGUUCAAACCGGAGACUCAUUGGAAACAGGCGGUACUGUAUCUAGACGAGCCUGUGGAUGUUAUGCAAGAUACCAAGGUCGAGGGAGAAAUCAAUUUGUUUCCCUCCGAGGAGAGCGCUAGACACAUAUGCAUUCACGUGGACUACACAAUAGGAAAUAAUAAAAAGAACUCAAAGACCUUCUCCAUCCCUGAUGGAUACUGUGAAACUCAGAGUUGA
Molecule: messenger RNA, 1071 nt
Organism: Chanos chanos (milkfish)
Lineage: Eukaryota; Metazoa; Chordata; Actinopteri; Gonorynchiformes; Chanidae
Gene: prmt6
Product: protein arginine methyltransferase 6
Exons: 2
Coding region: 1-1071 (356 amino acids)
Biological process (GO): peptidyl-arginine methylation, to asymmetrical-dimethyl arginine; chromatin remodeling
Molecular function (GO): histone methyltransferase activity; protein-arginine N-methyltransferase activity
Source: RefSeq, a predicted model, not a curated record